Striga hermonthica is the source of this 2037-nucleotide messenger RNA. NCBI's taxonomy places the organism in Eukaryota, Viridiplantae, Streptophyta, Magnoliopsida, Lamiales, Orobanchaceae. The record is from the annotation of a GenBank genome assembly.
AUGGAUGAUCUUUCUGAAAAUAGUAGUCAAGAUGGCUCAGACAAGGAAACUCACGUCAAAAAAGGUCGCAAAGCGACACGGAUGAAAGACAUACAAACAUCAGACGGAGAAAAGAAACCUGUUACAUUCAAUCGUUAUUUUGAGGCAACCGGGCCAGAUCCAAAAACUAAGAGCAAGUUUAAUAGCUACAUCGCCCUUCUAGGACGUAGCAAAGUCAGCAUCUUGAUACCGGACUGGAGAAAAGUGACUGAUAGGAAUAAAGAGCAAAUUUGGCAAGCUUUAUCGGAGCACUAUGAAUUGUCAGAUAAAGAGAAAUUGAGAAAGAGAGUGUUUUCACGUGCUGGGGAUGGUUGGAGGGCUUUCAAAACUAAGCUCAGUAGAGAAUACAUAUUUGGAGAAAAGAUUGGUUUGCUCCCGUAUGACGAUGGUUACCCUUUUCUGGAUGCAGACACUUGGAAGGCUUUUGUUGCAUCCCGUCAAACUCCUGAAUUCUUGGAAAUCAGAAAAAAGGCUCAGGAGUCACAAUCGUAUAAUCUAAAUCCGCACAUAUUAUCUCGUGGAGGCUACUGCCUUUUGAUGCAGAAGAUUAUGGACGAGAAAUAUAGGGCAAGAAAAGAGGCCUCCAGUGAUCCAUCCGAAAUUAUUCCACCCCCAUCUCCUCCUUCUCGUCAUGAAUUAUGGAAAAGAGCUCGUAUAACAAAGAAAGGAGAUUAUGUCUCAAAGGAAGCCAAAAUUGUUGCUGACAAAAUUGAUUCUUUAGAGGAACAAUGCACUCAGGGCAGUUUCAAACCUGUUGGGAGAAACGAUAUACUCGCAACAGCGUUAGGAAAGCCGGAGCAUCCCGGGCGUGUGAGGGGAGUGGGGAAGGGUGUUGGGAUCAAGAACUUCUUUGGGCCGUUGAACUGUUCAAGUGUAGGGAAAGAUAUGGUCUCGCGAGAUGAGAUGAAAACUAUCAUCAGUCGUAGGAUUGACGAAGUGAAAGACGAAUGGAAAAAUGAAAUAAUGAUGAUGAUCGGCAAAAGCUCUUCGAUUGCCCACAGUCCUAAUUCUCCGAGGAUCCAAAGCACUACAGAGAGUUGUGCUCCAAAUGUGUUAUCAUUGGAUGAACUUAACGAGGAUAAAGAAUGCGAGUUGUAUGUGGAGAACCCAAAAAAAAUUUUGGUUGCAUACGGACGUAUCCAUAACCUUGGGCCAACCAUUCACCACAAGAAGAUGAAUGAGGAUGAAGUGAGGGUUGUCGUGUCACGUGUAGUCGUUGGAGAUGCGCCCGUGCCAUGCCCGACAGAGGAGGUCACAACCGUAGAAGAAGCGCCAAAUAAUUUCAUUACUUGGCCUCGUAGGUUGGUUAAAGGUGCAAAUGCUAAGGAUAAAUUUCAGUCGAAGCCAGUGACACCAGUACCGAUUAUCGAACCUGAGACAGAUGCCGUGACAACUUUGUGGAUGAAGGCACGUUAUAUAAAACAUCCAAUUUGCAUAAAUAUGCCGACUGAGAUUUUUGGCGAGAAAAGAGAUUUGUACAUAUUUCAGAAGGACAUAAUGGAGUUGUUGCAAAGUCAAAAACUUUGCAUUUCUAUCAUUGAAUUCUUCAACAUGUAUCUCUAUAAUGUGCUGAAAAAAUCCGAGAAAGAAAAAAAAUUUGGAUUUUUGUGCCCGCUCAAAAUUCAAACAAGGGGCAACAAUAAGGAAGAGAUAGAAGGGUAUAUUGCGAGAAGAAUGGGAGAAGAAAAUUACGAGUGUAUCUUUGCACCGUACAUUAGCGAAGAACACUGGCAGUUGAUGAUACUUUGUCCCAAACAAAAUAAAGUGGUUUGGUUGUGCUCGUUGAGAAGAAAUCCCAACACAGAGUUGAUAAACAAGAUUAACAGUGCAUUUCGUGCAUACUUCAUGGUUAAGGGAAAACGUAACCUUAUAAGAGAGAAGCCUAAAUGGGUUCCACUUAAGUGUCGAAAACAAUUGGGAGAAGAAGCAUGUGGAUAUUUUGUUAUGCGGUAUAUGCUCGAGAUUAUAUCACUUGACAUUACCGACUCGUUUGAAGAG